CUGCAAGAAUUUGGUGGCGGAAAUGGCUGAAAAAGUGGUGGGGUUUGUGGGGUUGGAUGAGGUCUCUUUGGAAUUGGCUGCUUCUCUUCUCCACUCCGGCUAUGCAGUUCAAGCAUUUGAGACGUCGGGUCAGCUAUUAGACGAUUUCUCGAAACUAGGUGGUAAAAAGUGUGCUAAUCUGAACGAAACAGGGCAAGGCGUCAGCGCUUUGGUCAUUCUUAUAUCUAACGUCGAACAAAUACAUGAUCUCUUUUACGGUGCUGAGGGUGUUCUUAAAGGAACUGCGAAAAACGUAGCCGUAAUCAUCCAUUCAACCAUAUUACCUGCACAUAUCCAGAAUCUCGAGAAAAUUCUUACAGAGGAUUAUCAGAUGGAAGUUGUAGUUGAUAUGUAUGCCUUAAAGGCAGGGUCCGAAGUUUCAAACGGAAAAUUCGUGGUUAUUUCCUCCGGACAAUCGGAAUCUACUUCUCGGGCACAGCCCAUCCUUUCUGCCAUGAGCGAGAAACUUAUCGUAUUUGAAGGCGAUAUAGGUGCAGGCAGCAAGAGUAAAAUGGUAAUCGAGCUUCUAGAAGGAAUCCACUUUGUAGCUUCGAUCGAAGCUAUGUCUCUAGGCGUUCAAGUCGGGAUUCAUCCAUGCAUAAUAUAUGAUAUCAUCUCUAACGCAGCUGGAAAUUCAUGGGUUUUCAAAAACUAUGUUCCUCAUUUGUUAAAGGGUAACCAGUCCGCUCAUCUGCUCAAUGCUUUUACUCGAAACUUGGGAAUAGUGUUGGACACGGCAAAAUCGCUCGUUUUUCCUCUUCCACUUUUAACAGUAGCUCAUCAACAAAUCCUUGCAGGAUCUUCACAUGCUGCCAAGGACACUGAGGACACUGCACUGCUAAAAGUGUGGGAAAUGUUAUGUGGAGUGAAUAUAAUAGAUGCGGCGAAUGAAGAACCCUACCAUCCAGAGGAAUUAGCUCGUCAGUUAUCGGCCAAAUCGAAAACCGUUAAGAGAAUCGGAUUUAUCGGGUUAGGAGCUAUGGGAUUUGGCAUGGCCACGCAUUUGGUCAAGUCGAAUUUCACCGUACUUGGCUUUGAUGUUUAUAAACCGACACUAUCUCGAUUCGAAAAAGAAGGUGGCAUUCCAGGUAGCAGCCCUGCAGAAGUAUCCAAAGAUGCCGAUGUAUUGGUUGUAAUGGUGACAAAUGAGUCUCAAGCCGAAAGUGUUUUAUAUGGCGAUAAUGGUGCUGUGGCAGCCCUUCCAUCUGGAGCAUCAAUUGUAAUUUCCUCGACUGUAUCCCCGGCAUUCGUCAGCCAGCUUGAGCGAAGACUGCAAAGUGAACAGAAGAAUCUAAAGUUGGUGGAUGCUCCGGUUUCUGGUGGAGUGAUUAAGGCUGCUAAUGGAACACUUACCAUAAUGGCAUCGGGUGCAGAAGAAGCUCUAGAGCAUGCUGGUUCAGUUAUUUCAGCAUUAAGUGAGAAGCUUUAUAUCAUAAACGGAGGCUGUGGUGCUGGAAGUGGCGUAAAAAUGGUGAAUCAACUGCUAGCUGGAGUUCAUAUUGCAUCAGCAGCAGAGGCAAUGGCAUUCGGGGCUCGAUUAGGUCUUAAUACGAGAUUGUUGUUCGAUGUCAUAAAAAACAGCGCCGGAACUUCAUGGAUGUUUGAGAACCGUGCCCCACACAUGGUAGAAAAUGAUUACACACCGUUGUCCGCACUCGAUAUCUUCGUAAAGGAUCUGGGCAUCGUUUCUCGUGAAUGCUCGUCUCGCAGGGUCCCACUUCAUGUGUCAAAUGCUGCACAUCAACUGUUCUUGUCAGGUUCAGCUUCUGGAUGGGGUCGAAUAGAUGAUUCUGCCGUAGUAAAGGUUUAUGAGACACUUACUGGAGUAAAAGUUGAAGGAAAACGGCCCGCUUUGAGUAAAGAAUCUGUGCUUUCGUCUCUUCCGUCUGAUUGGCCGAUUGAUCCUAUUCAGGAUAUAAUUACUCUUACUCAGAAAAAUUCGAAAACUUUGGUUGUUUUGGAUGAUGAUCCAACUGGAACUCAAACGGUUCACGACAUUGAUGUAUUGACCGAAUGGAGUAUUGAGUCACUUGUUGAACAAUUCAGUAAGAAGCCGAAAUGCUUUUUCAUUUUGACAAAUUCACGGUCAGUAAGUUCCGACAAGGCUACUGCACUAGUAACAGAAAUAUGCAGCAACUUAUCCGCCGCCGCAAAGACAGUGGACAACGCCGAAUACACUGUCGUUCUGAGAGGCGAUUCAACUUUACGAGGCCAUUUCCCCGAGGAGCCAGAUGCAGCAGUUUCUGUAACUGGUGAGGUGGAUGCAUGGAUAAUUUGCCCCUUCUUUUUGCAAGGAGGUCGAUACACUAUCGGAGACGUACAUUACGUUGCAGAUUCCGAUAGGCUCAUCCCUGCAGGUGAAACGGAGUUUGCUAAAGAUGCUUCUUUUGGCUAUAAAUCUUCUAACCUUCGAGAGUGGGUGGAGGAGAAAACGGGAGGUCGUAUACCAGCAAGUAGUGUUGCGUCCAUUUCUAUUCAGCUACUACGAAAGGGUGGACCUGAAGCUGUUUGCGAACGUCUCUGCAGUUUGAAAAAGGGGUCCACGUGCAUUGUUAAUGCUGCAAGUGAUAGAGAUAUGGCUGUAUUUGCCGCAGGAAUGAUUAAGGCAGAAAUGAAGGGGAAGAGCUUCUUAUGCCGCACAGCAGCUAGUUUCGUUUCUGCUCGUAUUGGAAUAAUUCCUAAAGCUCCAUUAUUGCCUACCGAUCUCGGAAUAUCCAGUUACAAGACCGGUGGACUUAUAGUCGUCGGUUCCUACGUUCCCAAAACAACUAAACAGGUCGACGAGCUACUUUUGCAACGAGGCCACGCCUUGAAACGAAUCGAGGUUUCUGUUGAUAAAAUUGCGAUGAAAUCGAUAGAAGAAAGAGAGGAAGAGAUUGCUCAAACGGCCGAAACUGCUGACGUGUACCUAAGAAGUGGGAGAGACACUCUUGUAAUGACUAGUCGACUGCUUGUUGUCGGAAAAAAUGCUUCCCAUAGUUUAGAGAUCAACGGCAAAGUUAGCUCCGCACUCGUGGAAAUAGUGCGACGGAUAACUACAAAACCACGAUACAUACUUGCCAAGGGUGGAAUUACGUCUUCGGAUCUUGCGACAAAAGCGUUAGAAGCAAAACGAGCGAAAAUAGUAGGGCAAGCUUUAGCUGGGGUACCCUUAUGGCAACUAGGCCCCGAAAGCCGACAUCCAGGCGUACCCUACAUUGUGUUUCCCGGAAAUGUUGGAGAUAAUAAUGCUGUGGCGGAUGUGGUGAAAAGUUGGGCACAUCCAGGCAGGCUUUCUACGAAGGAACUUCUUCUCAAUGCGGAUAAUGGUGGAUAUGCCGUUGGAGCGUUUAACGUGUAUAAUCUGGAAGGGAUUCAGGCCGUUGUUUCUGCAGCCGAGGAACUGAGAAGCCCUGCUAUUUUGCAGAUCCACCCUAGUGCGUUGAAACAAGGAGGAGUUCCACUGGUAGCCUGCUGUAUCUCUGCUGCAAAACAAGCAACUGUUCCUAUUACAGUUCACUUUGACCAUGGAAGUUCCAAACAAGAAUUGGUCGAAAUUUUGGAAUUGGGAUUUGACUCGGUCAUGGUUGAUGGUUCGCACCUGUCGUUUAAGGAAAAUAUUUCGUACACAAAGUACAUUUCUUCCUUAGCACACGCGCAAGGUUUAUUAGUGGAAGCCGAGUUGGGAAGAUUAUCCGGAACCGAAGACGAUUUGACCGUACAAGAUUACGAAGCAAAACUAACUGACAUCAAUCAGGCUAAUGAAUUCAUCGACGCGACGGGGAUAGAUGCUUUGGCUGUUUGCAUUGGAAAUGUUCACGGAAAAUACCCUGACAGUGGCCCGAAUCUUAGACUCGACUUGCUUAAGGAUUUAUAUGAUUUAUGUUCGAAAAAAGGAGUCCAAGUUGUCCUACAUGGGGCUUCUGGAUUGGGAGAGGAUAUUAUCAAGGAAUGUAUAAAGUUGGGAGUGAGGAAAUUCAAUGUGAACACUGAAGUACGUAAGGCUUACAUGGAAUCUUUAACGAGCAUCGGGAAAGAUUUGGUUCAUGUUAUGGAAUCUUCAAAGGAAGCAAUGAAAGCUGUGGUUUCCGAGAAGAUGCUUCUCUUUGGCUCUGCUGGCAAAGCUUAACCGUAAUUUGAGAGUGGAAUUAUCGUUCGCUUCGCACCUCGGGUUUUGUCCCUUUCUUCCUUUCUUUUUUCGGUACAGUGAUUGGAUCUUAUAAAAUGGUUAAAAAAAAAAAAUAUAACCAUCUGCGGUUAUAUUUGACAAUCUCUGGUACAAAUUUUUUGUUAUUCAUUCAAGGAAAAUAAAGCUUGUUUCAUUCAUGAGCACACUGAAAGAAACUUGGGAAGAUCAAGUUUGGACA
Molecule: messenger RNA, 4385 nt
Organism: Erythranthe guttata (spotted monkey flower)
Lineage: Eukaryota; Viridiplantae; Streptophyta; Magnoliopsida; Lamiales; Phrymaceae
Product: ketose-bisphosphate aldolase class-II family protein
Biological process (GO): carbohydrate metabolic process
Molecular function (GO): NAD binding; NADP binding; zinc ion binding
Source: RefSeq, a predicted model, not a curated record